Molecule: messenger RNA, 3492 nt
Organism: Miscanthus lutarioriparius
Lineage: Eukaryota; Viridiplantae; Streptophyta; Magnoliopsida; Poales; Poaceae
Source: the annotation of a GenBank genome assembly
AUGGGGGAUCUUGUGGUUGGAUUGGCGAAGUCGGUGGUGGAGGGGGUACUAACCAAGGCCCAGUCGGCUAUUGAGGAAGAGUCAAAGCUGCGGCAGAGUGCACAGAGGGACCUUGUGUUCAUCACAGGUGAAUUUGAGAUGAUGCACUCCUUUCUCAACGUCGCCAAUGAAGAGCGUGCCAAGAACAACGUGGUGAGGACAUGGGUGAGGCAGGUCCGUGACCUAGCCUACGAUGUGGAGGAUUGCAUUGAGUUUGUUGUUCACUUGGAUAACCGGCCCCACUGGUGGCGCCGCUUCAUACCAUCAUGUAUGGCAGCAUCGGCGCUACCCAUAGAUGCAGUAGUCACCGAGAUAGAGCAGAUCAAGGCCAGGGUCGAGGAUGUUAGCAAGAGGAACUCGCGCUACAGCCUCAUCAGUGACUCUGGAUCCAAACCAGUCAUGCAGCAACAACCCACAACCAGCCCUGCUAAUGGCGCAACAGCACGUGGUGAUCUUGGUAGGACAUCCAUCAUAAGGAAAGCCUACCAAGAUCCAGAAAUCUGCCAAAACUUUGGAUGCCGUGGCUGGAUCAGGUUGACAUAUCCUUUCAAUCCCCACAAAUUCCAGCAGAGCUUAGUGACUCAGUUCUACACAAAUUCUUGCUUACAACAAGGAACCACUGUAGAUGUAGCUGAACUGAAAAGGAUGGAGAGAACAGGAGCAAAGCAAGGAGGGCUCCUUGAAGAAGUCAUGAAGCAAGCGAAUGAGAAGAGGUACCUAAUCGUCCUGGAAAAUGUGUGCACAAUGGGAGAGUGGGAUGCCAUCAGGGCAUGCCUACCCGAUAGGCAGAAGGGCAACUGGAUUAUCGUGUCAACAGAGAAACGAGAAAUCGCAAGCUUGUGUAUUGGACACUCGUACCAAGUGUUGGAGCUUAAACAGUACUCAGCCGAGCACCCUGUAUGUGUGUUCUUCAAGGAGGGUCCUCAGGGCAAGGAGACUGGAAGAGUAAUGUCAAGCAACAAUGAGAAAUUAAUGGAGGAUGAAGUGAAUCACGGGGCAGGUCUUACUUCCUAUCACAGAAUUCCAACCUCAAGAAAGGCUGUAGCCAGUAGCUGGUUUGACCAGUUUAGCCUUGUUGGACGUGAAUCACAAAUGAACGAACUUCGUAACUUUCAGACCACAGCACGUUUCAAUGAUUGGCAAGUGAUGUCUGUGUGGGGGAUAGCAGGUGUUGGGAAAUCAGUUCUAGUCAGAAAUUUGUAUUAUGAAAGAAUGCUUCAAAAGGACCCAAUAUUUGACAAGUAUGGUUGGGUUCUGGUGUCCCAUCCAUUCAAUCUGAGGGACUUCUCUCGGAGCUUACUUUUGGAUUUUCAUUCAAAACCUAUUGAAGACUUGGGAAUCGAAGACCCUAUUCAGGAAUGCCAUAAGCUUCUAAAAGAACAUCCGUGUCUUGUUGUUAUUGAUGAUGUACAGUCUACAGAAGAAUGGGAUUUAAUACAACCUUCCCUGGUAUCUAGACAUUCCAAGAGUGUUAUCAUUGUUAUCACAACUGAAGAAAGCAUUGCCACAUAUUGUGCAGACAAUGAAGAGGUUGUGUUUAACGUGAAGGGCCUAGAAGCUCAAGCAUCCUUUGAUCUCUUCAGAAAAGAGGUACAAAAUAAAAACCAGGCAUCACCUCUAAAGAAUUCAGAUGACAAAGAGCUAGAACAACUUAUUGUGAAGUGUGGUAGACUUCCUAAAGUAAUAGUUGCUGUAGCCAAGUUUUUGGCACCCAAGACAGUCACAUGUAUGGAGAGCACUAGAACGCUUAAUCGCAGAUUUAUGCACGAGCUUGAGAGCAACCCUGAGUUUCGUGGUCUGAGAGAUCUGUUUGGUUGGAUGCAUUCCUACUUCCGUACAUGCCCAGAUUUCCUAAGGCCAUGUAUAUUCUAUAUGUCAAUAUUCCCUGGGUCCCAAAUCAUUCGGCGGAGGCGUUUGGUGAUGCGAUGGGUUGCUGAGGGCUACUCUAGGGACACUAAAGACACUACUGCAGAGGAGAAAGGGGAGAUCCUCUUCUCAAUGCUUGUCAACCUGAGCAUGAUCCAGCCACCAAUGUGCAAAGCCAUCACACACAUGAGAAUGAUCCAAUGCCAAGUCAGUGCUUUCUUCCACGAAUACAUCAUCUCACGUCCAGACGAAGAGAAUAUUAUAUUUGCACUGGAGGUCUUUGCACUGAAGGGGCGUUGCCUUCCAACCACCCAGCGCACAGGACGCCACCUUGUAAUAGAGAGCAGCUGGGACAGAGACAGGAUUGUGUUUGAAAGCAUUGAUUUUUCACGUCUACGGUCAUUAACAGUGUUUGGGGAGUGGGAAUCAUUCUUCAUCUCUAAUAGUAUGAAGGUGCUUCGAGUGCUCGAUCUGGAGAAUGCAACAGGUGUGACAGAUAAAGACCUCAAGCUAAUGGUGAAGCUUCUUCCUCGCCUCAAGUUUCUAUCUCUGCGAGGAAGCAGUGGGAUCCGCCAUCUGCCGAGAGCUCGUACAUUGGGUGAGUUACGGCAGCUUGAGACUCUGGAUGUCAGGCAUACCUCCAUAGUUACCUUGCCAGCAUCUAUCACCAAAUCUCAUCAAUUAGUUGGUGUUGAGGUGCCAGUAGGUAUUGACAAGCUGACUGCUUUGCACACGCUUGGUGUUGUCAAUGCUGGUCUUGCAGGGGGCAAAGACUCCCUCAAAGAGCUCAAGAAGAUUACCCAAUUGCGCAAGCUUGGAGUGUUUGGUGUCAACAAGAAAAACUGCAUGGAAUUCUGUGCUGCCAUCGCAUGCCAUGUCCGUCUGGAAUCCUUGUCAGUGUGGCUCAGCAAGGGCAAUGAAGAAUGUUUGGAUGACAUUUCCUUGCAUCUGGAGAAGCCUCUAGAGAAAAUUCAGCAGCAGCCCCAGGGGAAGGGUCUGGGGAAGACUCAGCAAAGGCCUCAGCAUAAGCCCCAGGAGAAGCCUCACCAGAAGACUCAGGGGAAACCUCUAGGGAACCUUCAGAGCCUUAAGCUAUGUGGUCUUGUAAAACAAGUGCCAUCAUGGAUCAAAGAUCUUCCCAAACUCACAAAGCUGGAACUGGAGAUAACCAUGUCAGAAGAAGUUGAAGUAAUUAAUGUUCUUGGGGAAAUAAAAGAAUUAUGUAUUCUACGUCUUUGUGUCAAGCCACAUCAUGGUGCUGAUGGCAAGCUUGAUUUUUGUGUCUGGGUGAAUGGAAUACAGCAGCGCUGCUAUUUAAACCUCAAGAUCCUCGAGAUUACUUGCAGCUCAAAGUUAAAUGUAUCCUUUGGAUCAGAAGCAAUGCAAAAUCUUGAGCUGCUGACAGCUCGCUGCUGUAGUGGGUCAACAUUGAAGUUUAUGGAGAUAAAGAAUCUAUCUAAACAAAAACUCAAGGAAGCCCGGCUUAUCGGUUCCCAUGACACUGCACUCAAGGAUGACAUUGAGAAGCAACUGGAGGAGCAUCCAAGGAAUCCUCCUUUGAAGCUGGAGGAACUGGAAGGAUGCUGA